Solanum tuberosum (potato) is the source of this 839-nucleotide messenger RNA. Its product is annotated as translocon-associated protein subunit beta-like. NCBI's taxonomy places the organism in Eukaryota, Viridiplantae, Streptophyta, Magnoliopsida, Solanales, Solanaceae. Gene Ontology annotation, cellular component: endoplasmic reticulum; membrane. The record is from RefSeq and is marked provisional.
UCUGUAUCUGUAUCUGUAUCUGUGUUAAGCAAGCAUGGCGGAUUGUGCGAGUAAGUUCCUCCUAGCUACCGUAUUAGCUCUAUUAUGUUUCUCAUGGACAAUCGCAGCCUCUGACGGGCCAUUUAUUGUCGCACACAAGAAGGCCGCUCUUACUCGACUCAAAUCCGACAUCGAACGGAUUUCCAUCUCCAUCGACAUCUACAACGAAGGAUCUGCGACGGCAUACGAUGUGAGUCUUUAUGAUGAUAACUGGUCUCAAGAUGUAUUUGAAAUUGUCGCUGGUAACACAUCCAUGUCAUGGGAAAGGCUGGACGCUGGGGCUUCUCUCUCCCAUUCCUUUGAGUUGGAAACUAAGAAAAAAACAGUGUUUUAUGGGGCACCAGCGGUCAUAACAUUCCGUAUUCCCACUAAGGCUGCUCUACAGGAGGCAUUCUCAACUCCGAUCCUCCCUCUUGACAUACUAGCUGAUAGGCCUCCAGAGAAGAAGUUUGACUCGGCAAAGAAAUUGAUGGCAAAAUAUGGUUCCUUGAUUUCUGUGAUCUCAAUUGUGGUUCUAUUUGUCUACCUGCUUGCGAGCCCUUCAAAGUCCAAUGCUGCAAAAAAGAAGCGCUGAAUACAAUUAGCUGGCUUGCAACUUGGUCAUUAUUGAGACUAGAAUGCUUGGAAACCUUCAGGCUUAUUCUGUUUGUCCUUGUUAGUCAAACAGUUUAUGUACCAGUUUUAACUUUUACACUUGUAACAACAUCCAAGCAGGUAAUUAGACUGAGAUGUUAGUCUUGGGCAGAUCUCUAAGCUAAGAUUUUUACUUUUUAUGAGAAUUUUGUACUUGGUUCCUUGAA